UGUGCUCAUUCAGGGGACGUGCUUGGAGUGGUCAAAUCAUGCUAAUCGUUUUGGAGAAAGACCGAGCCUUACACCCAAGAUGAAGACAGAGAGAGAGGCGUUCUCCAAAGCGUUAGCUGCCCCUUCGCUUAUGCUCGCCUGCUGUCUGGUCAUCACUUUCCAAGCAGGGGGAGUAGGGGCGGUAAACAUCACCACCCUGGGCGCCCUCAUCCGCGGCACGACGGGAGGCGAGGCCCUGCUGUCCGUCCGCUACGCCAGCGCCAGCCAGGACGCUCCCGUCAUCAAGUGGCAGCUGAAGAAGGAGAAGCCCAUCACGGUGGUGCAGUCCAUCGGCACGGAGAUCAUCGGCAACCUGCGGCCCGAGUACCGCGACCGCAUCCUGGUGUUCGAGAACGGCACGCUCCUCCUGCACAACCUGAGGCUGUCCGACGAGGGCACCUACGAGGUGGAGAUCUCCAUCACGGACGACACUUUCACCGGAGAGGGGAGCAUCGACCUCACGGUGGACGAGCCGAUCUCCAGGCCCUACGUGCACGUGGAGUCCUCCACUGUUCUGGAGUUGACACAACAAUUCAUGCUCAACUGCAGCCAUGACACAGGCACCAAAACUAUUUACAGCUGGUUCAAGGGGGACAAACCACUCACCAAUGAGACACGCCUUGUGCUGUCACCUGACCAGAAGGUCCUGACCAUCACCCGGGUGCUGAUGGCCGAUGAUGACAUCUACAGUUGCCUUGUCGAGAAUCCUCUGGGCAGCAUGAAGAGCAUGCCAAUCAAACUCACAGUCUAUAAGAGAAGUUCCCUCUACAUAAUUCUGUCCACAGGAGGGAUUUUUCUCCUCAUAACCCUUGUGACUGUGUGUGCCUGCUGGAAGCCUACCAAAUCUGACCGAAAAAGAAAAAAGUUGAGGAAAAGAGCACAGGACCAUGAGAACCAUCUUACUGAUCAUGAUGAAGACAAGAUUGAAAAUGAGGUCAUUCCGAAAAAGACCAAUCAUGAGCGCAGAAACCCAGUGGCACUCUACAUCCUGAAAGAGAAGGGUUCCGCUAGUACCGGUGAUCCAGGAUCUACAUGCACAGCCUGCACCUCUAACGGAAGCCCCUCCAGCCACAACGGCUCGGGGCCUCCCGUCUCCCGUUCCCCUGAGCGCCCCGCUCGCUCCUCUCGCAGUUACCCCCGCACCCCGACUAACUCGCCCCCCGCGCACCACCGCAAGAGGCAGGGCCAGAGCCCCCCCGCCGCCGCCACCGCCGCCCCCUCCCCUGGACGGAGCCGAAGCUCCAGCCGCUCCCAGAAGACGCCGAGGGGCUCACCUCUCGCCUCCCACCCGCCCGCGGAUAACGCCGAACCUGCAUCAGAGCCCAACACCUCCUCCACAACCACCUGAAUGUCCACAGUCUGGCCCACGACAUCAUGCUGCUGGGGAACUACUUCAACAUAUCUCAACAGGAAGCUGUACAAAGUGUUGUUGUUGUUUUUUUUAAUCUAUGUAUAUAUAGGUGUUUUGCUGUGAGCGCAGUUUGAUUUCACUUCUGCCAACUUUAGAUUGAAAUACUGCUUUGGGGAAAGAAAGACUGUUUCUUUGAUGAAGGGGUUAAAGACUUUACAUGACAGAAUUCUACAUAUAAGUGUUACUAUGAAAGAAUUAUAAUGCAACAACUUGAGCUCAUGUGAUGGCGUUUACAGUAAUGUUUCUAUGAGCCCAACCAGACAUGCACAUGUUUAAGCUACUGUCAAAAUAUUUGAGGCUGUUGGUGUCACAAUGAAACGUUCAUCUGGAAACAUUAAGCAAUCUGUAGGGAUUUUGACUGUGACUCUAAAGGAGGUAAUCAUAUGAAUUAAAGGAGGUCUGUUUUUUUCAUUUCCUAUUAAGUUGUUGAUACACACGGUAGCUUUUUGACUAAAUGUUGGAGGGCAAUGUUUACUGAGCAUUAUUCAGGCGCAUUUCCAUUGAUAUUGGGCGACAACUUUUUUUUUCUGGAGAACUUAAAUCAUCAGUUGGCAAAUGAUCAUGAUCAUCCAAUUAGAACACAUGGGACCUGAUAUGUGGUUGCCCAAGCAACAUUGCUCAAAAAGUUGCCUCGUGUGUCAUCACCUUUAGACGGCACCAAAUACCAUGUAUAAGAACAUAAGACGAGAUGAAGAAUAGAUGACAGUUAUUUCUGUGCCAGGCCCCCUCCAGAGGCUGGUCCACAUUUUGUGUGAAAAUGUUCAUGUUCAGUCAUACAUGUAGGCUACAGAGUGGAGAUGUAUCUAUAGGACAGUAUUUUUCCUCUCUGUAAACACCUGUAUUUAAACCAUAUGUAAAAUAUGAUUAUAUAUGUACAUAGAACUCAUAUUGUCUUGUUGGAUUUCUUUAUAUUUUCAUUAAUACUGGUUUGUUCUAUUAUUUGACACAAAUAAUAGCCAUUUUCUUCA
Molecule: messenger RNA, 2418 nt
Organism: Sardina pilchardus (European sardine)
Lineage: Eukaryota; Metazoa; Chordata; Actinopteri; Clupeiformes; Clupeidae
Gene: hepacamb
Product: hepatic and glial cell adhesion molecule b
Exons: 7
Coding region: 80-1387 (435 amino acids)
Source: RefSeq, a predicted model, not a curated record